Sciurus carolinensis (gray squirrel) is the source of this 4831-nucleotide messenger RNA. It is a transcript of the gene Tp73, whose product is annotated as tumor protein p73. Gene Ontology annotation, biological process: regulation of transcription by RNA polymerase II; apoptotic process; protein tetramerization. The record is from RefSeq and is a predicted model, not a curated record. Gene Ontology annotation, molecular function: DNA-binding transcription factor activity, RNA polymerase II-specific; RNA polymerase II cis-regulatory region sequence-specific DNA binding; protein binding. NCBI's taxonomy places the organism in Eukaryota, Metazoa, Chordata, Mammalia, Rodentia, Sciuridae. Gene Ontology annotation, cellular component: nucleus. Bases 122 to 2035 code for a protein of 637 amino acids. The transcript is spliced from 14 exons.
GCUGCUGCCACUGCCGGUCUGCGGAGCCAGGAGCCCAGGGCCUCCCGGCCACCGGCCCCACCGACCCUCCUGGGCUGGCUCAGCGAAGAGUGAGCUGCCCUCAGUGGCCGGCGUGGGGCCGAUGGCCCAGUCCACCUCCACCCCCGCUGACGAGGGAGCCACCUUCGAGCACCUCUGGAGCUCCCUGGAGCCAGACAGCACCUACUUUGACCUUCCACAGUCGAGUCGGGGGAGUGAGGAGGCUGGCGUCGGCACAGAGCCCAGCAUGGACGUCUUCCACCUGCCGGGCAUGACCGCCUCCGUCAUGGCCCAGUUCAAUUUGCUCAGCAGCACCAUGGAGCAGAUGAGCAGCCGCGCGGCCCCGGCCAGCCCCUACACCCCGGAGCACACCGCCAGCGUGCCCACCCACUCGCCCUACGCACAGCCCAGCUCCACCUUUGACGCCAUGUCCCCGGCGCCCGUCAUCCCCUCCAACACCGACUACCCCGGCCCCCACCACUUCGAGGUCACCUUCCAGCAGUCAAGCACAGCCAAGUCAGCCACCUGGACGUACUCCCCGCUGUUGAAGAAGCUCUACUGCCAAAUUGCCAAGACGUGCCCCAUCCAGAUCAAGGUGUCCACGCCACCACCCCCGGGCACUGCCGUCCGGGCCAUGCCCGUCUACAAGAAGGCAGAGCACGUGACCGACAUCGUGAAGCGCUGCCCCAACCACGAGCUUGGCAGGGAUUUUAACGAGGGACAGUCUGCCCCGGCCAGCCACCUCAUCCGCGUGGAGGGCAACAACCUCUCGCAGUAUGUGGACGACCCUGUCACCGGCAGGCAGAGUGUCGUGGUGCCCUACGAACCCCCGCAGGUGGGGACGGAGUUCACCACCAUCCUGUACAACUUCAUGUGCAACAGCAGCUGUGUGGGGGGCAUGAACCGGCGGCCCAUCCUCAUCAUCAUCACCCUGGAGACCCGGGAUGGACAGGUGUUGGGCCGCCGGUCCUUUGAGGGACGCAUCUGUGCCUGUCCUGGCCGCGACCGCAAAGCUGAUGAGGACCACUACCGUGAGCAGCAGGCCCUCAACGAGAGCGCCACGAAGAGUGUGGCCGCCGGCAAGCGGGCAUUCAAGCAGAGUCCCCCUGCCAUCCCCACCCUGGGCAGCAGCGUGAAGAAGAGGCGGCACGGGGACGAGGACCUGUACUACAUGCAUGUGCGCGGCCGGGAGAACUUCGAGAUCCUGAUGCGGGUGAAGGAGAGUCUGGAGCUGAUGGAGCUGGUGCCACAGCCCCUGGUGGACUCGUACCGGCAGCAGCAGCAGCAGCUCCUGCAGCGGCCGAGCCCCCUGCAGCCUCCCUCCUACGGGCCUGUCCUCUCCCCCAUGAACAAGGUGCACGGCGGAGUCAGCAAGCUGCCCUCGGUCAACCAGCUGGUGGGCCAGCCGCCCCCGCACAGCUCAGCGGCCGGGUCCAAUCUGGGGCCCAUAGGCCCUGGGGUGCUCAACAGCCACGGCCACACCAUGCCGGCCAACGGGGAGAUGAACGGGGGCCACAGCUCCCAGCCCAUGGUCUCGGGAUCACACUGCACCCCGCCACCACCCUACCACGCUGACCCCAGCCUCGUCAGCUUCCUAACAGGAUUGGGGUGCCCGAACUGCAUCGAGUACUUCACUUCCCAGGGGCUACAGAACAUGUACCACCUGCAGAACCUAACGAUCGAGGACCUGGGGGCCCUGAAGAUCCCCGACCAGUACCGCAUGACCAUCUGGAGGGGCCUGCAGGACUUGAAGCAGGGCCAUGACUGUGGCCAGCAGCUACUGCGCUCCAGCAGCAACGCUGCUGCCAUCGCCAUUGGCGGCUCUGGGGAGCUGCAGCGGCAGCGAGUCAUGGAGGCCGUGCACUUCCGCGUGCGCCACACCAUCACCAUCCCCAACCGCGGUGGCCCGGGUGUGGCCGGCCCCGACGAGUGGGCGGACUUUGGCUUCGACCUGCCGGACUGCAGGUCCCGCAAGCAGCCCAUCAAGGAGGAGUUCACGGAGGGCGAGGGCCACUGAGGCUGGCCUCCUGAGGCCACUGAGGCUGGCCUCCCGAGGGCCGCUGAGAACCGCCUCUUGAGCGCCUGUGGCGGUCACGCUCUGCCUCAGUGGCAGGACCUUUGGCCUGUGUCCAGAGAAAAGGCAAGGGCCUCCCACCAUGCGCCACUUCCAGGGGGACAUCACUGGCCUUCUCUGGCCGUAGGAGAUGCCCACUGCAGCCUGAAUCGCCUGUGGAGACUCUGGGCGCGCCUACCCACGUGCUUGCCAGGCUGGGCAUGGGCCAGGUGCCAACGCAGGGGCUGCCCUGGCAGGUAGAAGGACACCGGCGUCUGUUCUCCAUGCCCCAUGGUCCUUGGGGACUCUGUGCUCCCCUGACUGAGCAAGAACUUCUCUGCUGAUGUUCUGCCAAGAAGUAUUUUCCGGCGUCUCUUCGUUCUGGGUAGAGUGAGCAGCAGGCGACGGCUGCUCGUUUGUUGGCAGGUUGAGGUGGAACUGUGGCACCCGAGGUGGCAUCCUCCUCUGCAGGACCCGAGGAUCGCUCUGCCCCUAGCACACUCUGCAGUGACCGUGUCUUUCCUGCCCAAAGCGGAGCUGGCUGGCAUUGGAGCUGGCUGGACAGGGAGGGGGGCAUGGCCCCUCCUCAGAGGCCAGGAAGCUUCUGGUUCUGCCUCCAGUAGGUGCCCCUGCAAGCACGCUGGCUGCAGUCGCCUCUCGGUGACGGAGAGGGACGGCCUGUCGGACUACGGACUACCAGCCAGUCAUGUGGUCCUGCAGCUUUUCCCCUGCUCGAACUACGGGAGGUUGUCAAUGUUUGAUAAAAUGACACUCUUUUGUACGCGGUGGGUCAGCUUCGUGUUUGUGUUUGUUUAUUUGAGUUUUGUCCUUGGCAUUCCCUCCAGCUCAACCUGGCACGUCCUGGCUUUCCCACAUGUUGCCAACAAGCCAGGCUAAGAAAGCCCAGGGAGGAACCAAGGUGGGCUGUCACUUGUCCCAGGAUGGACAGCUGUGGAGGGGGCAAACUGAGUCGGCAGGUAGGAACGUCCUUCUCUGUCCUCUGUGGUUACUUCUGCGGGUGUCACAGGUCCACCCUCUGGGCUGAGGCCAGUUCUCUGCUGGUGGCAGUUUCCUGUCCUCGGGGGAUGGCACUGAGGCAGGGGCAGGGGGGCCAGGCCUUGAUGGAGCCUCUACAGACUCAGCAGGCUUCGGGGAGACGUCUGCAGGGGCCCGCCUGUUGGGGCCCUUCCACCUGCAAGGACCCUCCUGAGCCUCCGUAGCCAGAGCUCCUACAGUCAGGGCAGGGGUGGAGCCCGGGCAGGAGCCUGACGUGUGUGACAAAGCCAGCCUUCUGCUCUACCUGCAGCACUCAUGGCCUUGGGCCAGUGACUGGCCCUCUGCCAGCAUUCCUUCCUUCAGGCCUGGCUCUCCUCUAAUGUCAGUUAGCAGAGACGGUGAAGCCCCCAUGUCAGAGGAAGGUCAGACACUGCCCUGGUAGGACCAGCUCCAGGCCAGGACUUGGUCCUAGAAGGGUGCAAAAUAGAGGCCACCUGUCUACUGCCCCCAGCACGAGUGUGUGCCGACAGGCAGGGCUGCCACACGCCACCAGACACUUCCCGGAACCUUCAAGGACAGAUGCCUGGGUGUUCAUAGGGUGGGAGUGGCCAGAAGCACCACCACCAGGGCCUCCAGCAAGCUCCAUCCGACUGUGGGGCAGGUGUCAACUGUGCCAGGUGCCACUGGGGUCUGGGGGCUCCCUGGAAGUGCUCACCUCCCCAGCCCCAGCAUGGCGCAGGCUUCCUGGUGUCGGGUGUGACCUGGCUGAGGCUGGCUCACCUGCAGGUGUGACUUUGCUUGUCAUCGCACAGAUGAGGAUACUGAGGCCAUGCAGGCUUGUCCCCUGCCUCAGGUCAGGAUACUGGCUCUGCCCUGUAGCAGCUCAGGAGCCACGCAGGUCGCUCCUGACUCCUGGGUGCUUAGCCAUCUCAGCAACGCUGAAGUGCCAGAGACCCACGUGGGUGCGCCUCCCAGGCACCGUCCCUGUUCAGCCCCGUUCCAGGAGCGGCUGUGCUCCUGGGCGGGUGGCUCAGGGCCUGGAGGGGCCCACGAGGUGGCUGUCGCUGGACCCUGUCACAUCCACAGAAGGAUGGGCGUUUGCAGAACCUGCCAGAGGAGCCGUCUCCAGCGCCGGCCGCGACGCCUGUCUGUUGAUCUGCAGUCCCCUGGCGCUCAAUGGAGGAAGCCUUGGGAGAGGGGAGACCACGGGUGAACUGCCCGAAGCUCUACCACGCUGGGAGGGGUGCUUGUGGCCAAGAACCGGCUUCCUCGUGAGGCUGAACGCCUUGGUCAGUAAAACGCGAGAAUCAGGAGGAAACAAACCUUCGAGGCCUAAGGUUCUCCCAGCAGCACCGGGCGGCAGCCUGGGAGGCACAGCGGGUGUCUCUGGAAGCCUCUGCCGGGCAAGGGGUGGAGUGGCGGGAAGGCCCCUCAUGUCGCCGCCCCAGCCUGGGCUGUGUGGUCUCAGGAAACAUGGCACAUCUUCCACUGUUGGGGGCUAUGCCAUGCGGACUACGCCAAGAUGGCGCCUGGCAACCAGUCGGAAGUUGUUUUGAUCACUCGGCGGUGAGGAGGUCGGUUAACAUAGACACACCCAAGUGCUGUAUCAUUGGCCGUAUUCAAGUGAUUCCACGCACACAACGCGUGCACAAGUGUUCCCGAGAGCUCCUGCUCGUGCCUGUUUGACCUUUACUGCGAUUGGGCAGCUAGCUCCGCGCCUGAUCUUGGCAUAACUAGCGAUGGCCCUUCCCUUCGCCUCCUGGA